UCAGAGGGGCACCGACCGCCACCAUGAGUUCCUUUAGCUACGACCCGUACUACUCGACCUCCUACAAGCGGCGCUACGUGGAGACGCCCCGGGUGCACAUCUCCAGCGUGCGCAGCGGCUACAGCACCGCGCGCUCCGCUUACUCCAGCUACUCGGCGCCUGUCUCCUCCUCGCUGUCCGUGCGCCGCAGUUACUCGUCCAGCUCCGGCUCCUUGAUGCCCAGUCUCGAGAACCUCGACCUGAGCCAGGUAGCCGCCAUCAGCAACGACCUUAAGUCGAUCCGCACCCAGGAGAAGGCGCAGCUGCAGGACCUCAACGACCGCUUCGCCAGCUUUAUCGAGCGCGUGCACGAACUGGAGCAGCAGAACAAGGUCCUGGAAGCGGAGCUGCUGGUGCUGCGCCAGAAACACUCGGAGCCGUCGCGCUUCCGGGCACUGUACGAGCAGGAGAUCCGCGACCUGCGCCUGGCAGCAGAAGACGCCACCAACGAGAAGCAGGCGCUGCAGGGCGAACGUGAGGGGCUGGAGGAGACUCUGCGCAAUCUGCAGGCGCGCUACGAAGAGGAGGUGCUGAGCCGCGAGGACGCGGAGGGGCGGCUGAUGGAAGCGCGCAAAGGCGCAGACGAAGCGGCUCUCGCCCGAGCGGAGCUAGAAAAGCGCAUCGACAGCCUGAUGGACGAAAUCGCCUUUCUGAAGAAGGUGCACGAAGAGGAGAUCGCCGAGCUUCAGGCGCAGAUCCAGUAUGCGCAGAUCUCCGUGGAGAUGGACGUGUCCUCCAAGCCCGACCUCUCCGCCGCGCUCAAGGACAUCCGCGCCCAGUACGAGAAGCUGGCUGCCAAGAACAUGCAGAACGCCGAAGAGUGGUUCAAGAGCCGCUUCACGGUGCUGACCGAGAGCGCCGCCAAGAACACCGACGCGGUGCGCGCCGCCAAGGACGAGGUGUCCGAGAGCCGCCGCCUGCUCAAGGCCAAGACCCUGGAGAUCGAAGCGUGCCGGGGCAUGAACGAAGCGCUGGAGAAGCAGCUGCAGGAGCUUGAGGACAAGCAGAAUGCCGACAUUAGUGCUAUGCAGGACACAAUCAACAAAUUAGAAAAUGAGCUGAGAACCACAAAGAGUGAAAUGGCACGGUACUUGAAAGAAUACCAAGACCUCCUCAAUGUGAAGAUGGCUUUGGACAUUGAGAUUGCAGCUUACAGGAAACUCCUGGAAGGUGAGGAGACCCGGCUCAGUUUCACCAGUGUGGGAAGCUUAACCAGCGGCUACUCCCAGAGCUCCCAGGUCUUUGGCCGAUCCGCCUAUGGUGGUUUACAGACCAGCUCCUACUUGAUGUCGGCACGCUCCUUCCCUUCUUACUACACCAGCCACGUCCAGGAGGAGCAGAUUGAGGUGGAGGAGACCAUUGAGGCUUCAAAAGCUGAGGAAGCCAAGGACGAACCCCACUCUGAAGGAGAAGCUGAGGAGGAGGAGAAGGACAAGGAAGGGGCAGAGGAAGAGGAGGGAGCAGAAGAGGAAGAAGCUGCCAAGGAAGAAUCUGAGGACGCGAAGGAGGAAGAAGGAGGUGAAGGUGAAGAGGAAGACAGCAAAGAAGUCGAAGAGGAUGAGAAAAAAGAUGAAGGUGCAGGGGAGGAGCAAGCAACCAAGAAGAAAGAUUGAGGCCCCCUUUCCUUCAUUAUUCCAGGAAUAAUCCUCCCCAAAUCAGAUCAACCCCAUCACCAACCAAGCAGUUGAGUUCCAGAUACUAUAUGAAUUAAGAAGUCAACAUAUGUAUAAUUCUGAGAUGACUCAGGUUGGACAUUAAAUGUUGUGCUAUGACUUUUCUCCUUAUGCUGAGUAUCUGUUUGCUUGCAGAGUGGCUUCCUGGCUUGCUGCCAGCCUGUGCAUGGUCCAUGCUUAUGAGUUCAGGAUCUGUGGCAAUGUGAAUAAUUCAGAUGUUUACAAUUAAAAACAUGUGAAUAAGUGAAUUCACUAAUGUUAAUGUUAAACUCCAUGGAAAAAAUAGUCCUUUGAACCUCUGGUGGUUAGAAAUUAAAGACCUUGAAUUAUGUGCAAUAAACAGUAAAUAAAGUUACACUGAAUGACAUUUCUUGUGGUUGUUGACUUAAUUCACCUAUCUUAAAGAAGGCACCAGUAUAAGCCACAUACAAGUAAACUUGCCCUGCGGAUUUUUCUUAAGCCGAAAUAUUAACAAUUACAAUGCAUUUCUCCACUUAAUUGGUAAUUAUGAGGGAUAC
Molecule: messenger RNA, 2230 nt
Organism: Pteropus alecto (black flying fox)
Lineage: Eukaryota; Metazoa; Chordata; Mammalia; Chiroptera; Pteropodidae
Gene: NEFL
Product: neurofilament light
Exons: 4
Coding region: 24-1652 (542 amino acids)
Biological process (GO): neurofilament bundle assembly
Cellular component (GO): axon; postsynaptic intermediate filament cytoskeleton; intermediate filament
Molecular function (GO): structural constituent of postsynaptic intermediate filament cytoskeleton
Source: RefSeq, a predicted model, not a curated record